AAAGUUGGUGUCUUGUUGAAAAAUAAUUAAUGCUCUCAACGCCAAUAAUGCCACAAUUAAACCCACAUGUUUCACAUUAGGUAGAGCAAAAUCUUGGCACAUCUCCUCUAUAAAUUCAAGAGGUAAGCAAGAACGAUAAAGCAUCUAAAACAAAUUAAAUUCCGUAAAUCCAACCCAAGAAACAAAAGAUGAAAUCCAUCUUACUCUUUCUUUCCCUUGCAUUCCUUCCCUUUUCAGCCUUGGCAACUUGCACUACUGAUACUGGCCAUGGCAACCAAGUAUUGAGAGUUGUAAAGGAUUGGAAGGGCCAUCCCCUCGACAAAGGCGCUAGAUACUUUAUUGUUUCGGCCUUCAACGGUGCCGGCGGUGGAGGUGUGCGCCUUGCUAAUCUAGGAGGUCAAGAUGAAAACACUUGUCCUACAUCAGUUGUGCAAUCCCCUCGUGAUAAAGACGAUGGAAUCGCGGUUUAUUUUAAACCUAAAGAGCCCAAACAUCAGGAGAUUGUGGAGUCUGCUCCGUUAAACAUCAAUUUCUAUCUUGAUUAUUAUAAGUGUGCUAACCUAACCGUGUGGAAGGUUGACCACUACCCUAAACCCGCGGAGCACUAUACCAUAAGCACAGGUGCAAAGUUGGCAAAUCCCCUCGACGUGAACAGCUGGUUUCAAAUUAAGUCUCUCGGGAGCUCGUAUAAGCUAGUGUUCUGUCCCUAUGGAGAGACGUUUACUUGCCAAAAUGUUGGCAUAGUCAGUGAAAGUGGAUAUAGGCGUCUGGUUCUCACAGACAACGCAAAGGCCUUCGUGUUCAUAAAGGAUGACAGAAUUGGAAAGGUCGAAGCAUUAUCGUCCAUUACCUCUGCUUUCUAAUAAAAUUAAGCAAUGUAAAAUAUGUAACGUAGGGCCUAAGUCCCAAUGCAUGGAUGCAAAACUUAAUAAUGUAAUGCAGGCCUAAGUGCCCAUGAAAUAACAUCAGUGUCGUUCUUCUUAA
Messenger RNA from Nicotiana tabacum (common tobacco), 984 nucleotides. RefSeq names its product latex serine proteinase inhibitor-like. NCBI's taxonomy places the organism in Eukaryota, Viridiplantae, Streptophyta, Magnoliopsida, Solanales, Solanaceae. Gene Ontology annotation, molecular function: endopeptidase inhibitor activity. The record is from RefSeq and is a predicted model, not a curated record.